AUGGCGUCUGAUGAGUGGCGAAUGUGUACUGACUGGCUUGUAAGAUGUCAAAUAUUGCCAUCAGAUCACAAAGCUAAUCAAGUUCAGGCCAGUGCCUUUGAUUUGGCACAAGCCUUGAGAGAUGGAGUACUCAUAUGUCAUCUGCUUAAUCAGCUGUCCCCGAGUUGCGUAGACCAAAGGGAUUUUAGUCCAAGACCACAAAUGUCACAGUUUUUAUGUAUGAAAAAUAUCAGAACAUUUCUACAGACAUGUAAAAGAAAUUUUGGAUUACGUGAUUGUGACUUGUUUCAACCAGUAGAUUUAUUUGAUGUUAAAAAUUUCAGAAAGGUAUUAGAAACCUUGUCGAAAUUAUCCAAAACAGAUUUGGCUGUUGGCAAAUACAGAGGAUUUCCCAACGAUGUUAAGCACUUUUCUGGGCAUACAUAUAAUAAUGAUUUGGAAGCAACUGGUUUCCCACCUGAUAAUGUACAUAGUUCUGAAGAUGAGGAUAUUUAUGGUAACCUGCAAGAUUUAGCCGAUGAAAAUGACCUGCUUGACCAAGAAGAAAUCUAUGAUAGUGUACAAAAUGAUAAUGAUGAUGAUGAAAUUUAUAAUGAUGUUAUACAAUUACAGAAAGACAACAGACGACUUUCAACACAAUCAUUACCACCUCCUACCUGCAAAAGAGAACAUUGUAUAAAAGAAUUGAUAGAUACAGAGAAAAACUAUGUUGAUGCACUGAAUAUGAUUGUUGUGCAUUUCAUUAAAAAAUUAACUACUGUUUUGAAUGUACAAGAAAGGGGCAUAAUUUUUGGUAAUAUUGAGAAAUUAUAUGAAAUACAUAAAGCAUUUUAUGAUGAUUUAUUAAGAACAGUGAUGUCUUCCUCAGCAAAAUUAGCUGAUAUUUUUAUUCGAUAUAAAACCGAACUUGUAAUUUAUGGAGACUAUUGUGCUAAUUUACCAUCUGCCCAGGAAUCAAUAGAUAAAUUAUGUGAAGCUGAAAUGCCUCGACAAAAAAUUCAGGAAUGUGAAAGGAAUGCCAAUGAGGGUAAAUUCAGAUUGCGUGAUUUAUUGUCAGUUCCAAUGCAACGUGUACUGAAAUAUCAUCUUCUACUCAGAGAAUUAAUCAAAUCAGAACCUUCACACCCAGAUAAACCUUCUUUGGAAGGAGCACUGGCAGCCAUGCAGGAUUUAUCGUUAUAUGUCAAUGAAGUGAAAAGAGAUCAUGAAUCAUUACAAUUAAUAGAAGAAAUACAGAAUAGCAUAGUUGAUCUGAAAAUGCCUUCUAAAACAACUCUCCGAGAUUAUGGUAGGUUCCAGAAAGAUGGAGAGUUGAAAGUUUCAUCACAUAUGGAUUCUCGAGUUCGCAACAGACACAUUUUCCUGUUUGAUAAAGUCAUGCUGAUGUGCAAAGCAAGGAGUGAGACAUACAGUUAUAAAGAUGCUAUAGUGCUUGCAGAAUUUAAAAUUGAUGAAACACAGCUGAAUAAUGAAGGAAAAAGCACUGGUUCAAGAAAUUGGAAUUGGCCAUUCAUAAUGUUUAAGAAAGGUGGAGGAACAGCUUACACAUUCUUUGCAAAAACAGAAGACGCCAGACAGAAAUGGGUGGAAGCAAUUAACAUGGCACUAGAUAAUACACAGCCUCAAGCUGGACCAGAUUAUAUUAUGUAUACAUUUGAUAAACCAAGAGAAUGUGACGUCUGUCAUAAAUUACUCAGAGGUGUUUUCUUUCAAGGUUACCUCUGUCAAUCUACAAGUAUGGCUGUGCAUAAAGAGUGCAUAAACAAAGAAGAAAAAUCAAGCGAGACAACAAUAUCAAUACAGAAAGCACGUGCCAACAAGCCAUAUUCGGGUACCAAUCCUGCUCCAAAUGGUCACCAUGCUUUAAGAUUUAAUAUUGGUGACAAUAUAGAGGUUUUAGACAGAAACGAUUCAAAAUUCUGGAAGGGUCGUUUCCGUGGUGAUGAAGGUUACUUCCCAGCUGAUCAUGUGACGUUAACCAAAGUUGUGACCCGAAAGACAUCGUAUAUUGAUGUACGGAAUACUGCCAAUGGAGUUCAUUUCAUAUCACCUUCACGGCCAGAAACUCUCCGACCUUUAGAACAUUUCCCUUGGUUUGUUGGUGAAAUGGAACGUGAUACUGCCCAUGCCGCAUUAGACAUAAGUGAGGAUGGAACCUUUUUAAUUCGAAGAAGUAUUAAUCCUGCAAGAAAUGGUCUUUUAUCUUUAAGUAUUAAAUAUGCCAAUGCAGUACGUCAUAUAAAAGUAAAUGAAAGUAAUGGAGGUGUAUACUUGGCUGAGAAUAAAGUGUUUGAUUCUGUUCAGAGAAUGGUCGAAUAUUAUCAGAAUAAUACAUUACAAGAUAGUUUUCCAGAUGUAAAAACAACUUUGAAAAUUCCAUAUCAAAGUGACAGAGGACAAAGAAUAUUAGGGUAUGCUAUUGUGUUGUAUGAUUAUGCAGCUACUUCCAUUUCUCAAGUUUCUUUAAUCACUGGAGAUCGAAUAGCCAUCACUAGUAAAAAUGGCAAUGAUAAAGGAUGGUGGAAAGGUAAAAAUCUCAACACAGAAAGGUCUGGCUAUUUUCCCUUGGCAUAUGUUACAGAAGAUGUGGAAGGCAACUAA
Molecule: messenger RNA, 2601 nt
Organism: Lottia gigantea (owl limpet)
Lineage: Eukaryota; Metazoa; Mollusca; Gastropoda; Lottiidae
Exons: 27
Coding region: 1-2601 (866 amino acids)
Biological process (GO): regulation of GTPase activity; cell migration
Cellular component (GO): cytoplasm
Molecular function (GO): protein binding; guanyl-nucleotide exchange factor activity
Source: RefSeq, a predicted model, not a curated record